Molecule: messenger RNA, 906 nt
Organism: Vigna unguiculata (cowpea)
Lineage: Eukaryota; Viridiplantae; Streptophyta; Magnoliopsida; Fabales; Fabaceae
Molecular function (GO): zinc ion binding; nucleic acid binding
Source: RefSeq, a predicted model, not a curated record
AUGGUAGCGGCUAUGGCGCAGCAGAGUGCUGCGAUGAUGCAGCAGCAUGAGGCAUCCAUGCAGGAGUGGAGCUUGGAGGACUUUCUAAAGCACCACCCGACAAAGUUUGAUGGGAAGACCAGUCCUGACGCCGCAGACCAAUGGCUGAAGGACCUGGAGCGCAUCUAUGACGCCAAGAUGUGCCCUACGGAGAACAGGUUGGCGUUCUCGGUGUAUAUGCUCACAGGAGAGGCGGAGCAUUGGUGGACCAGCACGAAAUCCAUCCUUGAGAAGAGAGAGGAGCCAGUGACGUGGGAGACAUUCAGGGAGAGAUUCCUCUCUGAGUAUUUUCCAAACAACAUCCGGUACGCCAAGGAGGUGGAGUUCCUUCAGUUGAUCGAGGGAGGGAAGACAAUAACAGAGUAUGCUGAGAGGUUCAAACACCUCAACCGUUUCUACACCCUGCCACUCAAUGACAAGUGGCGAUGCAGGAAGUUCGAGAAUGGGCUUCGCGGUGACAUCCGCUUGAUGGUGGUUCCCUUGUCCAUCAAGGAUUUUGCCGCUCUGAUGGAGAAGGCCAGGGUGAUGGAGAAGAUGAAGCGUGAGGUCGAAGGUCAGCGCCCACAGCAGCCACAGCUGCCUCAGAGGAUCGGUGGACCAUCUGGGUCCAAACCCAGACAUGACGAGCGAAGGAGACCGUAUGACAGACCUCCUUAUCAGCCUCAGGGGUCUAGGGGUCUUCCUUCCCACCAGGAUCGAGUUCAAUGCUACAUAUGUGGGGGCCCUCAUCUGAGGAGUGCCUGCCCGCGUAUGGAGGGUUAUCGCUGGUGCAACAACUGUGGCAAGGAAGGCCACUUUGGUAAGGAUUGUCCCAACCUUGCCAGGACAACAAUUCGCCCUCCAGUUCAGACUCCCCAUCAGCAUUAG